Molecule: messenger RNA, 1716 nt
Organism: Aspergillus tanneri
Lineage: Eukaryota; Fungi; Ascomycota; Eurotiomycetes; Eurotiales; Aspergillaceae
Product: class I adenylate-forming enzyme family protein
Exons: 5
Coding region: 1-1716 (571 amino acids)
Biological process (GO): fatty acid metabolic process
Molecular function (GO): medium-chain fatty acid-CoA ligase activity
Source: RefSeq, a predicted model, not a curated record
AUGUCUUUGCAAAGCGACAUUGAAUCCACACAACAGAAGUUUCCAAACGACCCCAUAUUCACCCAACUUCGCCGACUCGCCGCAGAGCGACCUGGUCUCUUAUUCCACGACGAAUACGGCAUUGAUGCGGGUUAUAGUCACUUGAUCCGCGAUGUCAAACAUAUGCGUCAGGUCCUGCGAGCACAGCUCCCGAGUUCUUUAUUCAAUGAGAAAGGCUGUCUUACGCAUGCCACGUCUAUCGCGUUCCUCUCGUUCAGUGGAUACUACUACAUUGUAAGCUUCCUUGCUGUUGCGGCUCUAGGAGGAGUGUACGUACCACUAGCGAGAAUCCUUACACCGGACGAAGCGCUAUACAUUUUGAAAAAGACAAAGGCAGCCCAUAUCCUAGUUGAGGGAAGUACUUUCAACAUGGCCGCAGCAAUUAAGGAUCACGUCCAGAGCCAGGGCCAGAAGGUAAACCUAAUCACAAUAACAAGAGCAGACUCGGUGUCAAGCCCAUAUUCUCCCGAAGUACAGAUCAACGAUGGAUUAAACUUCUCCUCCACCGCGGAAUGUCUGGUGCUGUUUUCGUCUGGGACAACCGGGCCGCCAAAAGGAGCCGUUCUCCCCCGCCAGAUGUUCUAUUUCAAUCCAGACGAGAUAGACCCAGGGACACUAUAUCUAGCAUCCAGUCCCAUACAUUGGGUGGGAGGUACAGGUCUCAUAGACAGUGUUCUAUGCGGAGAGAGUCUGCAUAUCAUAAAGUCUGGGUCCGAGCCAGCGAAGUUCUGGGAGAUUCUAAGGGAGGGUAAAAUCACGGACAUGAGCUUGUCUCCGACAGUUUUAAGGGAGUUAAUGGUAUACUAUAUCGAAAAUAUCAGCAGACUCUCGUCAGAAGAUCGUGACAAAUAUAUUAACGGGGCUCGAAGACUAAAGACAGUAUACACUAGUGGUUCCAUGCUUCAUUCUUCUAUUCGACAGUUCUUUGCCGAUCUAACCGAUAUGCCUAUCAGAAAUGCAUACGGGCUGACCGAGAUGGGAGGAGGGGUGAUGAUUACUCCGGCUGGCUCAGCCUUUGUGGAAGGAUAUAUGGGUAGACCUUUUCCGGGGAUAACAGUGAAGCUCUCCGAUGGCGACCAUGGAGAAAUCCUCGCCAAAAGCCCUGCCAUGUUCAUCCGGUAUAUCGACGACGAAGCAGCUACACGCGCUGCGUUCGACGAUGAGGGGUUUUACAAAACAGGAGAUCAUGCCCACCGCAUUGGUGAUGAUUAUUAUUUCGACGGCAGGGCCUCGUGUGAUUGGAUCAAAUUCCAUGCGUACAAGAUAUCUACUCUGGAACUGGAGCAGAGUCUGAUGGAUCUUCCCUAUAUAUCAGAAGCCCAUGUACUCCCGGUCCUGGAUCGUGAGGCUGGCGGAAUGGUAGCUGCGCUGGUUCGACUUCAGGCGCAGGAUAUGGGUAAAGAAACACAUGAAGUCACCCUGCGGACUAUACGGGAGGAACUCGCUGCCGCUGGCAUGGUUUCCUUCAAAUUGCCUACACUAUUGCGUGUGCUUCAGGAUGGGGAACAGGUCCCCGUAACUGCUUCAGGUAAAGUCAUAAAAAAGGUAUGCCUUCAAAACUACUUUAACAUAUCUGGAUACCUCCCAGAUGGGUAUUCCGUGGACGGUGUGGAGUAUUGGGGAAACAAGCUUGAUUUGGAUACUUCGUCACGUUUGUUCGACUGGGGAGGCAUGUGA